AUGUGCUACAGAUAUAGCUUCAGCUUCGCCCUGAUCGCACUCCUGCUUUUGGCAGCUGGAGUGUUUGGAGCUCCCUCGGACGUCCUGGUGGAGAAGGCGGAGGACCCCAGUGUCCCGAAGCCCCAGCCAGAUGGCGAUCUGAAGGUCCCGGAGGUCUGCCACCAGCCCAUUAUAGUCGGUCACUGCCACGCCCUCAUCUACCGGUUCGCCUACAACGUGGACACCCAGUCCUGUGAGGUGUUCACCUACGGGGGCUGUGGCGGCAACAAGAACAACUUCGAUACCAAGGACCUGUGCGAGCAGGCCUGCCUGGGAAAGUCCGGAGUCGCGGAGUCCACCCCCGAGCAGAUCAACGAACUCUCCAACGAAUCGAGCAUGAGUGACUAG
Molecule: messenger RNA, 387 nt
Organism: Drosophila ficusphila
Lineage: Eukaryota; Metazoa; Arthropoda; Insecta; Diptera; Drosophilidae
Product: kunitz-type serine protease inhibitor bitisilin-2-like
Exons: 1
Coding region: 1-387 (128 amino acids)
Molecular function (GO): serine-type endopeptidase inhibitor activity
Source: RefSeq, a predicted model, not a curated record